Messenger RNA from Mytilus trossulus (common blue mussel), 1035 nucleotides. RefSeq names its product forkhead box protein I3-like. The transcript is spliced from 3 exons. Bases 1 to 1035 code for a protein of 344 amino acids. Gene Ontology annotation, molecular function: DNA-binding transcription factor activity, RNA polymerase II-specific; RNA polymerase II cis-regulatory region sequence-specific DNA binding. The record is from RefSeq and is a predicted model, not a curated record. Lineage: Eukaryota; Metazoa; Mollusca; Bivalvia; Mytilida; Mytilidae. Gene Ontology annotation, biological process: anatomical structure morphogenesis; cell differentiation; regulation of transcription by RNA polymerase II.
AUGAUAGCAAAAAAUACAAAACCCACCAUAGUUGAAGAGUGGGAGAUGAGUGUGGCUAUGCUGAGUAACAUCUACCAAAGGAAUGUUCAAGAAGAAGUAGCGAAGUCUAUGGCUAUUAGUAGUCCCUCCUCAUUUAAGAUUGUUCUUCUCAAUCUAGGAAUCAUGAAUAACUCACAGUUCAGCAUCUAUCAUUUGACCUUGGGAGAUCCAGAAAUAGUCAAACGAAAUCCUAUUUCAAGAAAAGGUGAUGGAGUCGGGAUACCGUCUCUGUGUAUGAGUGAAUCUGACAGUAGCUACAGUAACAGUGCUGAAUCUAUAACACAGGUUCAGUUAUACUCAGACAGAUCAAUAAAGCAUGAAUUGUCUUACCGUGAUAUCAAUCAGAAGCCAUCGCAUUCUUAUGUAGCAUUGAUUUCAAUGGCAAUACUGAGUAAACCAAACAAGAAAAUGUUACUCAACGACAUAAAUCAAUACAUAAUGGAUAAUUUUCCCUUUUAUAAUAACAAAGAAAAAGCAUGGAGAAACAGCAUACGACAUAAUCUUUCUCUCAACGAGUGUUUCGUGAAAAGUGGCAGGUCCGAUAACGGCAAAAGCAACUAUUGGUCUAUUCAUGUAUCAUGUAUGGAAGAAUUUGCAAAAGGAGAUUUUAGGCGUAGAAAUGCAAAACGAAGAGCAAGAAAAAGUUCUAUAAAAACAGCUGAUAGUUCAUCAAAUAAAUUCUACACACGGAACAAUAAUGGGUAUGUUCCUAUGACAUCAUCGCAAAUUGGAUCCAAUCUACACGAAAUGAAAAGAUCCUUAAUGCAGACACAACGUCACAACAACCACCAUAUCAUUCAGCCUCCUGAAUCUACAUUUGGAACGACAAAAACGCAAUUUCCGACUGUCAUGCAGUCGUUUGGCAACGGAUCUUCAUUUCCUGUUGCGGUUUUAUCGUCAUGUCGAGAAUCAUUUAAAGCACCAUCCACAAGUUGUACGUUUCUAACAUUCAGACCGAGUUUUAAUUCUGCUUUUUAUUCAUCUUGUCAGAAAUAG